This is a messenger RNA of Symbiodinium pilosum, 1026 nucleotides long. The record is from the annotation of a GenBank genome assembly. NCBI's taxonomy places the organism in Eukaryota, Dinophyceae, Suessiales, Symbiodiniaceae.
AUGGCCGCCUUCGGCCGCGGCUUCUUCACAGAUGCAAAGAACCUGGCCUGGAACAUCACGGAUCUCAUCAUCGUCGCCAGUGCCCUCGUAGAGGUCUUCGUGCAGGUCACCUUGUCAAUGCUCGAUCAGGACGCACCUCCUGGCGUGUCCACCUUGACGAAUAUGCGAGUGCUGCGGAUCAUCAGAAUCACAAGACUGGUUCGCUUGACACGCAUUGCCCGCAUCACUCGUUUUAUCAAGGCGCUGCGAACGUUGGUUAGCUCCAUCGUCUUCACGCUCAAAUCACUGGUUUGGGCGCUGGUACUGUUGUCUUUAAUCAUCUAUGGGUUUGGCAUCGUCUUCACGCAGGCGGCGACUCUUUACGUGAUGGAUCUGGGCGCCGACGGUUCUGUGGAUGAAUCGGAUCCUACACUCCUGGCCAUCAACGAGUACUGGCAUGAUCUUCCUGGAUCCAUGUUGACCUUGUUCAUGGCUAUUUGCGGUGGAGUCAGCUGGGAAAAUGCUCUGAGACCAAUGGGUGUCGUCUCUGGCUGGUGUGCUUUCCUGUUCUUGUUCUACAUCAGUUUCUGCUAUUUCGCUGUGUUAAAUGUGGUGACUGGCGUUUUCUGUCAAAGCGCUAUAGAAAGCGCCCAAAGCGACCACGAGAUGAUCAUGCAGAACAUCAUGCAGAACAAGGAAGCCCACAUACGGAAGGUGCGAUCGUUGUUCUCCAACCUGGAUGCUGAUGAGUCGGGCUACAUCAGUCUAGUGGAGCUGGAGCAGAACAUGCACAAGAAAUCCGUCAGGACGUACUUUGAAGCGCUGGAGUUGGACGUGUCUGAUGCGUGGACCUUCUUCAAGCUGCUUGAUACAGACGGUGGCUCUGCCAUAGAGAUUGAAGAGUCCCUUGAUGCGCAAUUAGCAGUUCCACUUGCAUGGGGAUGUUGGUGCGCUGGCAUUCGAAGUACGGCUUCUGAACCUUGCGUCGCAGUCUGGACAUCUCAGGUUCCUGCUGGGAUGCCGCUUCUCAGAAUUGGCAUGGAGUAG